This is a messenger RNA of Cuculus canorus (common cuckoo), 3483 nucleotides long. It is a transcript of the gene SEMA4B, whose product is annotated as semaphorin 4B. The transcript has 15 exons. Gene Ontology annotation, biological process: semaphorin-plexin signaling pathway; axon guidance; negative chemotaxis. The record is from RefSeq and is a predicted model, not a curated record. Bases 367 to 2865 code for a protein of 832 amino acids. NCBI's taxonomy places the organism in Eukaryota, Metazoa, Chordata, Aves, Cuculiformes, Cuculidae. Gene Ontology annotation, molecular function: semaphorin receptor binding; chemorepellent activity.
CCACAUGCCGCCGCACCAGGGUCCUGGCACAUUGCUCCUCAGAGCCCCCCAGGUCCCCCAUGGCCACGGCUGGAGGUGUCUGCUCCCACCCCAGGCAGGGUGAUGUGGGUGACGCAGAACCCUGUCCCAUCUGUGGCGUUCCCGGGCAAAGGGUGCUGAUAAGGUGGCCGGGGUGGAGCUGGCAGAGUUGUUCCCAAGGCCAGGAAGGGUCAGCGGGAAGGAGCAGAGGCAGCAGGGAGGCAGGGGCACCGCCAGCCCCUGGCUGCCAGGUACCGCCGGGCACCGUCUGGCAGCGCCAAGCACGCAGAGCACAGGCACAGCCCUCGGAAGCGUGGACACAGCUGUCUCGGUCCCGGGCGGCUCGGGAUGGCGGCGCUGCCCGCGCUGGCGCUCCCGGUGCUGGCGGCGCUGCUGCUCUCGGCGGCGCAGGAGCCGGUCCCGCGGGUCAGCCUGCCCUACGACUCGGCCGAGCGGGUCGUGCAGCAGUUCGAGGUGCCCGGUGUGUCCAACUACACAGCCCUGCUGCUGAGCCCGGACGGUGGCACCCUCUACCUAGGUGCACGUGAGCUCCUCAUCGCCGUCAACACCAGCCACUUCCAGCCCAGGGCACCAGCUCGCAGGCUGCCGUGGAGCGCAGAUGAAGAGAAGAAGAGGCAGUGUGUGUUCAAGGGCAAGGACCUGCAGAGGGACUGUCACAACUACAUCAAGAUGCUGCUGCAGCUGAACAGCACCCAUCUCUACACCUGCGGGACCUGCGCCUUCAGCCCAGCCUGCGCCUACAUCAAUGUGCAGCACUUCAGCCUGGAGCGGGAUGCGUCAGGGAAGGUGUUGCUGGAGGAUGGGAAGGGGCGCUGCCCCUUUGAUCCUGAGUACCGGUCCACAGCCGUCAUGGUUGACGGCGAGCUCUACGCUGGGACUGUCAGCAACUUCCAGGGCAAUGAGCCGACCAUUUACCGCAGCCAGGAGAGCCGUAUCACCCUCAAGACAGAAAACUCCCUCAACUGGCUGCAGGACCCAGUAUUCGUGGGCUCAGCCUACCUGCGGGAGAGCCUGCCCGCCGGCAACCCCGAUGGCGAUGAUGACAAAGUCUACUUCUUCUUCAGCGAGACCGGCAAGGAGUUUGACUACUUUGAGAACACCAUCGUCUCCCGCAUUGCACGCGUGUGCAAGGGCGACCAGGGUGGGGAGCGUGUGCUGCAGCGGCGGUGGACGACCUUCCUGAAGGCGCAGCUGCUCUGCUCGCACCCAGAGGAUGGCUUCCCCUUCAAUGUGCUGCAGGACGUCUUCGUGCUCACCCCGGGGGAGCUGCACUGGAGGGACACGCUCUUCUAUGGGGUCUUCACCUCGCAGUGGAACAAGGGUGGCCUGGGGAGCUCGGCCGUGUGCGCCUUCCCCAUGCACAGCGUGCAGCGAGCCUUCGGCGGGCUCUACAAGGAAGUGAACCGCGAGACACAGCAGUGGUACACAGACACCAGCCCUGUGCCGGAGCCCCGACCGGGCACGUGCAUCACCAGCCACACACGACACCUGAAGAUCAACUCGUCCCUCCAGAUGCCGGACCGGGUGCUGAACUUCAUCAAGGACCACUUUCUGAUGGACAGCCCCGUGCGCAGCCAGCCACUGCUGCUGCAGAGCCGCCUGCGCUACCAGCAGAUCGGCGUCCACCGCGCACAGGGCCUCCAUGGCACCUACGACAUCCUCUUCCUGGGCACGGACGAUGGCCGGUUGCACAAGGCUGUGCGCGUGAACCACAGGGUGCACAUCAUCGAGGAGAUCCGGCUCUUCCCUGCCAGCCAGCCCGUUCUCCAGCUGCUGCUGGACAAGGACCAGGGCCUGGUCUACGCAGCCACCUACACGGCGGUGGCUCAGGUCCCCUUUGCGAACUGCAGCCUGUACCGCAGCUGUGGUGAGUGCGUGCUGGCGCGGGACCCUUUCUGUGCCUGGAGCCGGGGUGCCUGCCGCAGGGUCACCCUGCACCCUCCCACGCAUCCCCAGUUCUGGGCGCAGGACAUCGAGUACGCGGACACUGAGCGGCUCUGCCAGCCAGACAAUGCCUCCCAGCCCCGUCCCCGCAUCCUCCUGCCCCCAGCCUCCAGUGCCCCGUGCCAAUGGAUCCAGCUGCUGCCCAACGCGGUGCGGCCGCUGCCGUGCCGGCUGCUCUCCAACCUGGCCUCACGGCGCUGGCUGCACGACGGGGCGCCCGUCAACGCCUCCUACCUGGUGCUGCCUGACGGGGCCCUCAUCCUGGUGGGCAGUCCAGAGCGGGCAGGCACCUACGAGUGCUGGUCACUGGAGGAGGGCUUCCAUAAGCUGAUGGCCAGCUACUGCGUGAGCGUGCAAGAGCUGGCCCAUGGGCCACCGGACCCCAGCAGGAAGGUGGUUGCUGGCCGGGACACCCUGGAGACCGUCAGCACGUCCCGGAGCACCUCGGCUGUGGGCAGCACUGCGGCACGGCUGGACGGCAAGACCUACUGGACUGAGUUCCUGGUGAUGUGCGUGCUCUUUGCUGCUGCCGUCCUCGUGCUGGCCCUCUUCCUCCUGCACCGGCACCGUGACGGCAUGAAAGCCUUGCUGGAACCGAGUGACCCCGUCCGGCACCAGAAGCCGCCCCGCAAGCCGGUGGAGAGCCUGCCCCUGAACGGCAGCAGUCUGCCCAGCGCCGUGCCUGAGCACAAGGGCUACCAGGCCCUGCAGGACAACUACAUCGUCAGCACCCCUGUGCACGAGCCCCCGGGUCCCCCGCAUGUCUUCUCCGAGUCGGAGAAGAGGCCCCUCCACGUCCGGGACAGCUUUGUGGAGGUGUCUCCCACCUGCCAAAGACCCCGGGUCCGCCUGGGCUCCGAGAUCCAGGACUCGGUGGUGUGACAGGGAUGAGAGCCAAGCCCUCACCCACCACCACCUCUGCUCUUCUGAGCCUCGCCGGACCGCGGCAUCGCGGCUGGGAUCCGUGUUGUCUGUGUGUGCAUGCCCGGAGCCCGCGCCCUGCUGCGGCUCCCCCCGGCUGGUGGGGCCGGCCCCAUGUUAUCCUGUCAGGGCUCUGCUCCCUGGGCAUUGCCUCGGCUACUCCGCUCCUUGGGAUGGUGCUGGAAGCUCUCGGUGUGAGGGGUGCUGCGUGCCUUGCAGAGACAUGCAGGACUUUUCCCCCAGCUGUGGGGACAGACACGGUGCCUGGCUCAGCCUGCUGGUGCACCGCCAGCUCCGCGAGACCCCGGCCCCCUCUAUGCAGAGGGCAGGAGGGGGCAGCCGCAGCCGCCUCGUGCCCCGACUCACUGUGAUGCUCCGCUGCAGGACCCAGAGCCACGCGUGCGGCCGGGCGGUGCCGGCGCAGCGAUGCCGUGGCAUGUGCUGUGUGUCUGUGCUUGGUUCAUUUCUAAUACGUUGAAAAUGUGAAUCAUGUCCUGGGAGGGAGCGGGGAGUGGCCCCGCGGCCCCACGUGCGUGUGCAGAAACGUCUGUGGUUUUUAUAUAAAGUCCAGGUGUCUCC